CUCACUCAUCUAGGGAUUUCACAUGGCGAGUAAGAUAAAAGGCCCAUAUCCACAAGAGUAGCGGCCCAGUCAAUUGCUCACCCGGCCCAGUCAAUUGCUCACAAGCUAUUUUCAAGAAUAUUUAUUUAGCCUCACAGUCAUUUUGUUUCCCGAACUACAAAAAAAAGUUUACAGUAGAAGAAACAAAAAGCGGAAAAGAAAGGUCAAAGGUGCCAGUUAGGCAGUUACAGCAAGGGAAUGGGGUAGUCUACUCUACUCUAGGGAGCUCUAGAACUCGCUCACCGUCACCGAAAGGACGAAAGGUGGAAGCGCGCCACCUUUCCGUAUUUCUUCUCUCUUCCUCCCUCUCCUACUCAAACUCAUUUUCUCGCACCUUCUACUCUUCUCCACAACGCUCACCCUCUCUCAAUUGCAAGCUCAAGGAGUACUCGUCUCCCUCAGCAUUUCCACCUCUUUCCAGGUUCGCGUAUCUCCUCACCUUCCUUAUUGGUACCGAUGUAAACAUUUGCACGGUUUGUCUUUCUGUGUUGUUUUGUUCCCUUUCUUCCCCACCCUGCUCUGUUUCUGCCCUCCUGCUGAAUCCAGUAUCUACCGCACUUGCAAGCGCCUAUCCAAUUGAUAUCAUGUUAGGAAUUUAGAGGGUUUGGAGGGCGUGUGUUUCUCUUUGUUUCUUUCCCUGCUGAAGUUUCUGCGCUGGUGAGUGGUGACUGUUGGUCUGUUAUCAUGUAAGAUCGUUUGAUGGGUGUUAUUGAACGACCAAACGCAUUCCGUGAGUUGGGUUUAGUGAAUUCUCUCACUACCCUGAUUGUUUUCUCUAAAGAUUAGUAGUUUCUGGUGCUAGUUUGGAUGAAGGGUUGAAGGUUUUACUGCUUACUGUCUGUUAAGUGGAUUGGGGCGGAUUAACGCUCGUAAGGUGUUUGAUGAAAGGCCUAACUGAUUAUAUAUGAUCCGAUGAGUCUUGCAUUUAUGUUGUCAAGGAACAUGCGGAGUUGAGGUCACUUUCUUGUGAGGUUUGCUGGAAUGGUCCGACGAGAAUUCCCUUCUUCGAAUGAACAUCAUAAUAAUACUUCCUGUGUUGUGUGGAUUUAAUAUUCUUUGUACGGAUAAUACUUCCUCUGUUUCUUUCCCAUGAACUUCAUUUUUUGUACCUUUGUUCCUUCUUGCUUCCUGGUUCACUCCCACUACUUGUGAAGUGAUUCGGGUGCUCUGGUUUCUUUCAUCAAUAAAGUUCAUCAUCCUACCAAAAAAAAAAAUAUAUAUAUAUAUAAGUUCAUCACCAUUAUCAAAAAAUAUUAUUUGUACUGAUGCUUUGAUCUCAUUGAAAAUAAACCGUGCUAAAAUGCAGAUAUGGCUGAACUCCAAUACACUGUGGCAUCCGACAGCGAAAAUACCGGAGAGGAGAAAUCAUCGUCUGCCUUUCCAGAGAGUGCGAUUGGUAUCGACAUUGGAACCUCGCAAUGCAGCAUAGCAGUUUGGAACGGUUCCCAGAUUGAGGUGCUCAAGAACACCAGGAACCAGAAGUUGAUGCGAUCAUAUGUGACCUUCAAGGAUGAAACCCCUUCUGCUGGAGGAGUCACCAGCAAUCAACUGUUACACGAGCGUGAAGUAUUGUCUGGAGCUGCAAUCUUCAACAUGAAACGCCUCAUAGGCAGAGUGGACACCGACCCUGUAGUUUCAGCGAGCAAGUCUCUUCCUUUUCUAGUCCAGACUUUGGGAAUUGGUGUUCGUCCUCUCAUUGCAGCCUUGGUGAACAAUGCUUGGAGGUCGACAACUCCUGAAGAAGUCCUGGCUAUAUUUCUGGUGGAGCUGAGAGCCAUGGCAGAGUUACAAUUGAAGAGGCCUAUCAGAAAUGUUGUUCUCACGGUUCCAGCUUCCUUUAGUCGGUUCCAGUUGACACGUAUCGAGAGAGCUUGUGCUAUGGCAGGGCUUCAUGUUCUGAGACUGAUGCCUGAGCCAACAGCUGUUGCAUUGCUGUAUGCACAACAGCAGCAACAGAUUGUUCAUGAGAAUAUGGGCAGUGGGAGUGAGAAGAAUGCCCUGAUUUUCAAUCUCGGUGCUGGUUACUGUGAUGUGGCUGUCACUGCUACUGCUGGUGGAGUUUCUCAGAUCAAAGCAAUAACAGGAGCUGCUAUUGGCGGAGAAGACAUGCUGCAGAACUUGAUGAGGUAUCUUUUCCCUGAUCUUGACAGGCUUUUCUCAAACCAUUCCACCAAUGAUAUCAAGUCGAUGGCAGUGCUGCGGAUUGCAACCGAGGACGCAAUUCGCAAGCUUUGCUCUCAGACCAGCGUUCAGGUGGAUGUUGACUUGGGAAAUGAGAACAAUAUCUGUAAGGUUCUUGAUAGGAAGGAAUUUGAGGAAGUCAACAAACAAGUGUUUGAAAAGUGUGAGAGCCUCAUAACAGAAUGCUUGCACGACUCAAAGGUGAAUGUUGAGGAUUUGAGCGACGUUAUACUUGUUGGUGGCUGUUCAUACAUCCCAAAGAUACAGAACCUUGUUAAGGCAAUUUGCAAAAGGGAGGAACUCUACAGUGAAAUGAAUCAGUUGGAGGCUGCGGUGAGUGGAGCAGCACUAGAAGGUGCAGUUGCUUCAGGAAUCAGCGAUCCAUUUGGAAGUCUGGAUCUGUUAACUAUCCAAGCCACCCCACUUGCCUUGGGAAUAAGAGCUGAUGGGAACACUUUCUCCCCAAUCAUACCGAAAAACACUACCAUGCCUGCAAGGAAGGAACAAGUGUUCACAACUUCUCACGAUAACCAAACCGAAGCGCUGGUUGUUGUCUAUGAAGGUGGCGGUAAGACCGUGGAAGAGAAUCAACUUUUGGGCUUUUUCAAGAUCGGCGGGAUCCCCUCAGCAGCUAAAGGAGUUCCAGAGAUAAUCGUGUGCAUGGAUAUCGAUGCUGGAAAUGUGUUGCGAGUGUUUGCUUGGGUGAUGAUGCCUGGUAAUGAGCAUCCAGUCACUCCGUUCAUGGAAGUCAGGAUGCCGACGGUGGACGAUGGGCAUGGCUGGUGUGGCGAGGCGUUACUGAGGGCUUAUGGGUCUGCACUCGACCUGGUUACCGUCCAGAAACGGGUGUAGAAACUGAUAAUACUGUGUUUGUGAUUCUGUAUGUAAGUUGCUACGAGUUGUAAUAUCUGUAAGUUCUACAAAGUAUCAAGUUGUGUAACAUAGGGUGAUCAUUACCACCAAAAUAAGAACAGGGGUGAUCCCUCUGCAGAGUUGUUUCUGUUCUGAAGAGUGGGAAAUAAAGUCAGGAAUCUUCUUGCUCAAGUAAGCCCUCAGGAAAAUGAGAAGAUUCAGGAGGACUUGUCAGAAAAGAAAGGAAUAAACAUAUGGAUAUGAU
This is a messenger RNA of Linum trigynum, 3337 nucleotides long. The record is from the annotation of a GenBank genome assembly. Lineage: Eukaryota; Viridiplantae; Streptophyta; Magnoliopsida; Malpighiales; Linaceae.